Molecule: messenger RNA, 1590 nt
Organism: Glycine soja
Lineage: Eukaryota; Viridiplantae; Streptophyta; Magnoliopsida; Fabales; Fabaceae
Product: heat shock factor protein HSF24-like
Exons: 2
Coding region: 491-1348 (285 amino acids)
Biological process (GO): regulation of transcription by RNA polymerase II
Cellular component (GO): nucleus
Molecular function (GO): DNA-binding transcription factor activity; RNA polymerase II cis-regulatory region sequence-specific DNA binding
Source: RefSeq, a predicted model, not a curated record
GCUAGUGUACGUGUGGAUUCGAUUUUCGUUUGGUCCAAAAUUAACAUUAGGAUUUCAAUAACAGUGCUUCUCAAAAUUUCUAGAACCCACGUCACACUUGGGAGGGAUGGGGUUGGAAAAUGUCUGGGUUCCGUAUUAUAUAAGAGUCUCGCCCUAUAAUCCUCGAGCAGAAUAUUAUUCACUGUACUUUAUCCCUUUCUGUGAGGGAAUUAUGGUAAUUGAUAUCGAGGUUUUGACUCAUGGAUUCUGAUCGCCCCAGAAAACCUUCCAAAAAUUUAGUUCACUCUCGCUUCUUCCUUUUCGGCUUCUAUUGCUGGGAUUGGGAGUUCUUAACCGCUCUCCUCCUUUUUAGUUGUUCCCCUUAAUCUUGUUCCUUCAUAUUUUUAUUUUUUUUUCUUAUUAGAUCAGAUUGAACAAAAGGGUUGCUCUUUAUUUUUUAAUCUUGGGGGAAUAAUAGAAAUAGAAAUAAGAAAAGAUUAGUGAGGUUGAAAUGUUGCAACAACGAUCGGUGCCGGCACCGUUCUUGACGAAGACGUAUCAGUUGGUGGAGGAUCCGGGGACGGACGAGGUAAUAUCGUGGGGUGAAAGUGGGAACACUUUUGUGGUGUGGAAGCAUGCGGAUUUUGCAAAGGAUUUGCUUCCAAAAUAUUUCAAGCACAACAACUUCUCCAGCUUUGUUCGACAGCUCAACACCUAUGGAUUUCGAAAAAUUGUGCCAGACAAAUGGGAAUUCGCGAACGAACACUUCAAGCGAGGGCAGAAGGAGCUUCUCUCGGAGAUCAAACGCCGCAAGACCGUGCCUCAGUCGUCGACACAUUCCCCGGAUGCCGGAAAACCCGGCGCCGAAGGCAACUCUCCGUCGAACCCCGGCGGCUGCGACGACGCGGGCUCCACCUCAACCUCGUCCUCGUCCUCCGGUUCCAAGAACCAGGGAUCGGUGGAAACAAACACAACGCCUUCUCACCAGUUAUCGAGCGAGAACGAGAAACUGAAGAAGGAUAACGAAACGCUGAGUUGCGAGCUGGCACGUGCGAGGAAGCAGUGCGAUGAGCUCGUGGCUUUUCUCAGGGACCGUCUGAUGGUGGGUCCCGAUCAGAUCGAUCGCAUCAUGCGGCAAGGAAGUUGCGGAUCUGAAAACGCGGUAGGUGAAGGCGGUGGUGGAGGACACUGUUUGAAACUGUUUGGUGUUUGGUUAAAAGGGGAUACACUAACAGACAAAAGAAACAACCACAAGAGAGGCCGCGAAGACCAAAUGGGCUUCGGUGGGCCUCGCCUCAAGGAGUCAAAGCCCGUUGUUGACUUUAGUAGGAAUAGGAUGAUGAUGAUUAAUGAAAAAGGAAAAGGCUAAGCGGUAAUCAUGUUUGGGUAAAAAGACCAAAUGCGCUAGCCUAUGCUUCCUAAACAUGUUGAGGCUGUGUAAUUUUUAAUGUACGUAGGUAAAUGCCUCUAUGAAUAUUGAUUGGGAAAUUAAACAGGUUUUAAUAAUCAAUGUAUGGCCUUUUAUGUCAAUGCAUGUAAUGCUUAAAUGGCAGCAUUCUGUAGACUGUAGUUUGGUUUGAUGAUAUAGUGGAGCUGCACGAUCCGUGCCAA